UGGUGGCGCUCGGCGUUGCCCUCUCGCUGGUCGGAUUUCGGGGUGGGGCGGCAGCAGCAACGCGCCCGCUUUUCUAGGCGAGCUGGCGGUUGUCGGUGGCUCCGCUAGUCGCCCCGUCACGUAGGUUACGCACACAAUCACUCCCUAGGACGGCCCGGAGCCCGUCCAGGCAGCUGCGACCUCCCCAGACCCGGGCACCCUGGAGGCUGGGGCCGCAAUGGUGCGGGUCGAGGGCCCGAGAUGGAGCUGACCAGGGGCCGGAGGGGCUGAGAAGAGCCUGCUCAAGUUGGGGCCAAGCACGAAGCCCUUCCCCGCCCGUCGGGCUCCUGGGUUCCCGCCAGCCGAUUUCCAGCCGUCAGGGUCACGCCACUCGCUGGAAACCCUGAACUCUGUGCCCACAAGCCCUGAGACCCCUGCGGGAAUGUUCAAAAAUGAGUACCAGGGAGGUGCAUUUGUUGAAAUUUUCAGUGCUCAAGGAAAAAAUCCUGGAGCAAAAUGGAAGAUCCUUGGCAGUCCAUCUGUGAUUUGGAAAGAGUUUGAUAAAGAAGUUAAAAGUUUUGUGUUUGUCCUGGAAGGCAGCAGCCAAACAAAUAAAAUUCAAUUACCAAAGGAAAAUAAGCAAAUCCUUGGAUUGAUCCAGAGGUUUCUUGUACUUCAGAUUUACGUACCCCUGGGACAAGACUUCUCCACCGAAUUGCUAAUUACUGAUUUAGGGAACAUCAAGCGAAGAUUAUAUUUAUCAACGGUCCAUAAGGAACUAUCCUCAACUCCUCUUCAUGCAAAAAUUCCACUCUUUAUGAUCAAACGUAAGAUUUGGUGCAAUCUAUGCAUUGACUUGGUAGCAUUCACCAGUGAAAUAUUCAAGGGGGCAGUUUUCCAGUCAUUGGAUGGAAUUGUUGUCUCAGCUAACUGCAAGCUACGGAAGAUCUUCACCUUAAAAUCAAAGCCUCAAGACACUGCUGAUAAAGAUGCCAUCUAUGGUGUUCCCUUUUCAACAGAUGAGCCUACAGACAUUAUACCACGAAGCUGUCAGCUAACGACAGAUGUUCCACACGUCACACAGUUGCUAAACAUGACUAAACUUCGCCAGACUGAAAUAAAAUUUGGAGGCCAUCCUCUAAGAUCAGCAGAAUCAGAUCAAUUCGUUAACAGAGGAACAGGUAGUGCACGGAACAGUAAAAAUCAAGAUGUUUGUCAUAUCGCCUUUGGAUCCAAAGUUCUUGGACCACCUCCACUCUCUGGCAAAAGGAAUAACAUGAGGAUAUCCAGCGAGACAGUGAGAUCCGUUGGGUCCAAAAAUAACCGAUCAUGCCAGCCGUCCACUGUAGAGAAGUGUGUUAAUGGUACAGAAAUGUCAGCCUUACUGAUAUCUGAGUCUGAGGAGCAAGGAAAUAAAGAAAACAUUCACCAGAUAAAACAGACUAUACCUAUUCAUGCAGCCAAUCUACAUAUUAUGCAUCCGCAUCCCCCUCAAGAACCAUCAGCAGAUAAGAAUAAUAACAGAAGAAGAUUAUGGUUAAAAAGCACCAGCAGAGAAAGGACAGAGACACCCAGCGGCAGCUCUUCAGGAAAUAGUAGGAAUGAAGAUAAAGCAUCAACUGUCCUCACUACUGUGUCCCAACAAGGAGCAGAGCUGUUGAACUCCAUCACUCUAGGACCCCAGUCUCCUGAUCAAUCAGAUGAGUGGAUCUUUCCUGAAAAUGCUGAUCACAUUUCAUAUCUGGCAUCUAGCAGACAGUCUCUACUUCUGGAUGAUGACUCCUCCAAUCCGUCACAUCUGUGUCUGGAAGCCAGCAAGGACAGUGAACAUGACCAGCAGGCAGAGGAAUCUCAGAGUGUUCCAAAGGACAUUUUCACUUUUUCAUCAAGACCACGAUCGGCACCUCAUGGAAAGACUCAGACUAUGUCCCCAGAGGAGCUCUCAUUUAUUUUGGAUCUAAAAGAGGAUAACAGUGUGACAAGCAGAGACGCCCAAUCAGAGGAUGAUUUUUACGGUGGUGACAGCAGUGAAAAGGGUAACCACAGUAUCCAGGGUUCUCCAGGCCCAACAACUGGUCCUUCAGGAUUAACUCAGUUAACUUUAGAGAGCCUGCUGGGGAAAGCUGCAAGGUGGACAAGUAAGGAAUAUAUAAAGAGCACCUACACAGAAGCAGGAGCCACAGAAAGCCAGGAUUCCUCGGCGAAGCAAACAGAUAGAAAUGACUUUCAAAUGAGUUUGUUGCCUACACCAUGCCUUUCUCCAACUGGAAGAAGUUGUGGAUCCUCUCAGAAAACUCCAGACCCCCUAAUCAAAGCGAAGGACCUACCAGCCCAGCAAGUGCCAGCUUCGCUAAAUAAAAUCUCCCUGAAAGAAAUCUCAGGGGAAAGGCUGAGCUCAAUCCCUGAAGCGUCUGAUUAUGACUGGCGAAACUAUCAGCCCAGCCAGAUGAGUGAAUCCGAGUUACAGAUGCUAGCGAGCCUAUGGCGGCAACAAAAUGAAGAACUGGAGGAUGCCGGGACCUCCCAUGGCCUGAGUGCAUCCCAGGUGGACAACUGUAAUGUCAGCAUAAGUACCAGCAGUGACGACACAACCACCUGGAACUCCUGCCUGCCACCUCCUGUCAACCAGGGUCGCCACUAUCAGAAAGAAAUGAACCCACCUUCUCCUUCUAACCCCCGGGACUGGUUAAAUAUGUUGAGCCCACCAAUUGUUCCUCCCAGUCAACAGCCGGCUGAGCAGCGUCCAGAUUCCUCUGAAAGUUUGAGUGCUCAAGCAAAAACAUCAAGGUCCAACCGAACAGACUGGUGCAAAGUACUUCUCUGACUGGUAGAAAUAACACUGAACUCUUAGUCUGGAAACAGAGAGUUUGUGCCCAGCUCUGCCUGUCACUCACCAAGCAACCUCAGAUGAGCUGUUCAACUUUGUGAAGCUUGGUUUCCUCAUCUAUAAGAUGGGCAUGAUAAUUCCUGCCUGUUUCACAGGGUCAUGAGGGCCAAAUGAACUGCUGCAUAAGAAUGCUUUCUAAACUGUCACGGACUCUACCAGUUGAGGUAUUAGCAAGCAAGGCAGAUGUAAUCAUUCCUCAGUUGAACUCCACUCUUAAGGACUGCUAGCACUGCACUCAACUCACAAGAACCAGCUGGUUUCACAUUUUACCUGCUUCUCUACACAGGCCAUUAGAAUAGGGACUGUUUCGUAUCAUCAUGACCUGAGCACCUAGCUCAGUGCCCGGCUCAUGGAAGGAUCAUGUUAAAUGUGUUUUUGGAUGGUUGGAAGAAUGGGCAGAGGAAUGGCUAUGGUACAGUUUUAAACCCCAACUCCACUAUCUAGGCACCACUUCCUUGGACUUAACUCCAGUUUGUCAAUGCCCUGACAAUGUUGAGGCACCAGCUUGGUCUGAUUUUGGCUGGGUCAGAUGAAACACCACGACCACCAGCACCAUCUUCCCUUCCUCUGGGCAGUGACACUUAAGAUCAUGGGCUUUUAUUCACACCUUCAAGAAACAUUCCAUUUUUAUUGAACCUCUAUUAUGAGUGAGCCCUGCACCAUGCCCACCAUCUAAACUCUUCUGAAGCUCAACCUGGUUAGCACAUAGCCCAAAGCUUCACAGUGUGGUUUGGUUUGAGUUUGGUCUUUAAUAGCCUGUGCUUGAUUGUGAAGCUGAAGGCUAAAAAAAGAAAAGAAAAAAACAGCUGUGCUACUGAAGAGAGGAUUGUUGUCUUAGUCACCUCUUUCUCCCUGUGCCUACCCUCUGAUCUCUGGCUGAGAAGAUCUUGACCUCUCAGCCUCUGAACUCAUUACAUGAAUUUUCAGAAGUACUCAGAAUGCACUCACUUGUGAAUACAAAAGUACUUGGCACAGCACUGGGCACAUAAAAGGUACUCAGGAAACAGCUUUGUAAAAGUUUUUUUUUUCAUUUUAUGCCAUCUGUUGGAAGCCAGCAAGCCUUGAUGAUGACUUAGACAAUAGGACUCCUCUCUGUCCAAUCCAUCCAAAUGGCUGCCACAAGAGAAAACAUCAAGCCAUGUUCAUAUCCCCAAAAAACUUAACAGACUUCCCCUCACCACUAAUAAAACUACAAAUUACCUGACAUUUUGUUUUCUCUAUAUAUCGUCUGUUCUAUAUAUCUGAUAGUUCUAUUAUUUUAAUUCAUAUUUGUUUGGUAGCCUUUUUAGGAUGAUUGAAUGGGGAUCAAGUUUUCUACUUUAUUAGUUUGCACUGUUUUGCAUUUUGUACAGCUCUGGCCCAUGAAGAAGUUUGGAACUGUGACAAUUAGUUUUGGAUCCUGGCAAGCUUCCUAAUUCUAAUGAGCAUAACUCUUAAGUCUUUUGGCCCUCUCCUUUUCUUCUUUCCCCUCCUACCAGUUCUUCACACUCAGUUUUUCUUGUCCUUUAUCGUGAAAUUGGUUCUUCUGGUCACUGGUGUUUCUUCUCCACCUAGCACCACAUGUGUAGAGUCUUACCACUACCACAGUGCUCCUCCCUUCCGGCCUAAACCUUCUGCCUACAUAAAGAAAAUCCCCCAGGAGAGAUGGUGCUUCCUGCUUCACUGCCCUUGUUUAGGAAUUCCACGCCAAGCCAACAGCUAACAUGUCUGUGGUUCCCCUUCC
This is a messenger RNA of Sapajus apella (tufted capuchin), 4589 nucleotides long. RefSeq names its product chromosome unknown C3orf67 homolog (gene CFAP20DC). The transcript has 17 exons. The record is from RefSeq and is a predicted model, not a curated record. Lineage: Eukaryota; Metazoa; Chordata; Mammalia; Primates; Cebidae. The coding region runs from base 422 to 2803 and encodes 793 amino acids.